Bemisia tabaci is the source of this 1932-nucleotide messenger RNA. Its product is annotated as cytochrome P450 4C1-like. NCBI's taxonomy places the organism in Eukaryota, Metazoa, Arthropoda, Insecta, Hemiptera, Aleyrodidae. The record is from RefSeq and is a predicted model, not a curated record. Gene Ontology annotation, molecular function: iron ion binding; heme binding; oxidoreductase activity, acting on paired donors, with incorporation or reduction of molecular oxygen.
GAGCUGUGUCAACCGGUGGCGCGAUUAGGUGCGAAGUGCUUUGAUGUCCUACAUAAUAUCGGAAAUAUUUUUCUGAAAAGGUGAUUCGCUCAUUAUCAUUUGGUGUUUUAACUAUCACCUGUUCUAUUCAUCUCUCGCGUCAUAAUGUAGUUUUCUAUUUAUUUAUUAUUUACUGAAUUGGCACUUUAAAACGUAUAUAUCAAACUUUUGACCUGCAAAUAAUAAAUGGAAGAUCGGUUAUAGUGUACCAGUUUAUAGUUUGCUUUAAAUAUAAAUAGUACUUUUUUGCAUCAAUGCAUCGCCCAUCAUCAAUUUUAGUCUAGAAUUGCAAUACUUUGUGUUUGAUUGUGCGUUUAUUCGGGUGCAAUGGAAAUAUUAAUCCCUGGAAUGUCUGAUGUCACUCGGGCACUCUUAGCUAUCCUAUGCAUCUGCUUGACCUUGAUAUGGGGCAUUCAUAAAUGGAAUCGGAGACAUAAGGAGCGACUUGCUUCAAAGUUUCCUGGACCAACAGCUCUGCCUUUCGUCGGCAACGUGCUGUCACUUCUUAACAAAACUCACUAUGACUUAUUAUGGAUCGUUACCGGAUAUUGUGAAGAGUAUGGAUCACCAUCUAAAUUCUGGCUUGGUAGUAAACUUCUUGUUUUCAUCACAAAACCAGAGGAUAUCCAGAUCAUUUUGAACAGCUCUAAAACAUUAGCCAAAGAUGCGGUUUUUUAUAAGGUUGGUCAGGCAGGGAUAGGCACCGGUCUGAUUACAGCACCACUCGAAAAAUGGAAGAAAACUCGAAAAAUGCUGACGCCAUCUUUUGCUCCAAGAGAAAUCACAAGAUUUAUGCCUGUAAUGAGCAAAAGAGCAACGAUCAUCGUACAAAAGAUGCAACAUCAUUGUGGUAGUGGUGUCGAAGUAGAAUUUUAUCCGUACUUCUUCACGGCUUCACUUGACACAAUCUGUGAGGCAUCUUUUGGGGUGAAGGUUGACUCUCAGCUAGGUCGAAGUCGAGACUGGGCAGAAGUUUUGUUUCGGGUUUUGCCUCUUUUCGUGGAGCGAUUUUUUACACCAUUGUUGUACAUGGACUACAUUUAUGAAAAAACAAGCUCUGCAAAGGUGAUGAAAAAGGACUGUGACGAUUUUCGAGACUUCAGCAAGAACAUGAUUAAUGAAAGGAGAAAACAUAUUUCAAAAAACUACGGCAACACUAAUGAUGAUAUGAAUGGAGCAGGUGUUGAUUGUCCAAAGUAUUUACUUGACGCCAUCCACAAUUUUCAAGAAGAUAGCAUCUACACUUAUUCUGAAACAGAUAAGAUAGAUGAGACUGUAACCUUCAUACUCGCGGGAAGUGAGACCGCGGCGCAAACCAACUGUUUUGUUUUGUUAAUGCUAGCUAUUCAUCCCGAAUAUCAAGAGAAAGUUUUCGAGGAGCAGUACAAUAUUUUUGGAAACGCCGAUAAGCCUAUUACACUGGAUGAUCUAGAUAAAAUGAAAUAUUUGGAACAGGUUAUUAAGGAAACUCUUCGCUUGUUUCCUGCGGUUCCUAUUUUUGCGAGGUAUGCAGAAGAGGACACGAAAUUAACACAAAAUUACGUUUUACCAGCUGGUGCAACUGCGAUAAUUUAUCCAUUCUUCACGCAUUAUGAUACGGAACUUUGGCCAGAACCCAAAAAAUUCAACCCGGAUAAUUUUACAGCUGAAAAAAUGGCGAAUAGACACAAGUAUGCUUACAUACCUUUUAGCGGUGGUGCUAGAAAUUGUAUUGGUAAAAAAUUUUCAAUGCUAGCAAUGAAGACAACACUAUCCAUCUUUAUACGGCAGUUUCGAGUUAGCACAACUACAAAACUUGAAGACAUAAAAGUUUAUAUGGACGUGGUGCUUAGAUGUAAAUGUGGUUGGAAUAUGACACUUGAACAAAGAAUAAAUCAGAAAUCCUAAACUGUC